This is a messenger RNA of Rhipicephalus sanguineus (brown dog tick), 523 nucleotides long. RefSeq names its product putative sulfiredoxin. Gene Ontology annotation, molecular function: sulfiredoxin activity. The transcript is spliced from 2 exons. The record is from RefSeq and is a predicted model, not a curated record. Gene Ontology annotation, cellular component: cytoplasm. Gene Ontology annotation, biological process: cellular response to oxidative stress. The coding region runs from base 9 to 491 and encodes 160 amino acids. Lineage: Eukaryota; Metazoa; Arthropoda; Arachnida; Ixodida; Ixodidae.
GCGUCAAAAUGGCGGAAACCGAAGUCAUGGCCGAAGGUGUUGAUGCCUCCGGUAAAACGGUUUUGUAUCUUGAUUUCAACUCGCUGGUCACAGCUGCUGGGCAAGGAAAUAUGCAGAAUGUUGUCAUUGUGAACAGCGCUUCUGGCAACACGAACAUUUCUAGCGUGCAUGGCGCUAACAUUGCAAAAGUGUACGAAGUGCCUCUGGAUGAUAUAACGCGGCCUAUUCCUGUUGCGCACUACGACGAAGACAAGGUCAGAGGAAUCGUAGAACUACUUGAGAACCCAAACACGAAAGAUCAAGUGGCACCUGUGGACAUCCUGUGGAUCAAGGGCAGUGAAGGUGGCAACUACUACUACGCUUUUGGUGGCAACCACAGAUUUGAGGCACACUACAGGCUUGGGUGCACAACCAUUCGGGCCAAACUGAUCCGAUCAACACCUGCAGCGCUUCUGCAAUACCUGGGAGGGUCAACACCAGAGCUCAAGUGAUUAUAGUGGUGCCCAUUGUUGGGCGGUAUCAU